UCGGUUUAGAGUUGUCUCCCACUAGACACUUUUGGAACCUCUCUUACUUUUUCGGAUUCUUUGUCCACUGGUCUAAUUUUCCCAGGCAACAUGGAAAUUGUAAAUCGUCUUAUCACAUCUACUUUGCCAAAUUAUUUUGCUAGUUUACCUAUUCCCAAGUCAGUCUUUGGCUUUAUACAGCUGUCUGGUGGUGAUUGGAUAGCCCUGAUACCAUUCGUAGGAACAGUAUCAUUAAUAGCCUAUGUCACUGUUAAAGCAUUCCAACCUAAGCCUCCAGUGGCGAAGAAACCUAUAUGCAAUUUAAAAAUCCAAAAAGAAGUACAGAAAGUUGUUAAUAUUGUUGAUAUUGAGGAGAUUGGAGAAAAAGUUUCAUACUGCAGAUGUUGGAGAUCAAAAAGGUUUCCAUUGUGUGAUGGAUCACAUACCAAGCACAAUGAAGAAACUGGUGACAAUGUUGGACCACUUGUUCUGAAGAGGAAGAGUAAUUAACCUUGUAUAUUUACAAAGAGCAAUGGGACCCAUUCAUUUACAGGGUUUUGUACUAACAUACCAUGCAAAGGUUGUUAUUUUGGUCAAUUUUUAUAAAAAGUAUUGAAAAUAUUGUGUUUUGUAGUUGUUUAAUUGAUUAGGUUAAUAUUUGAAUUACAAAAACUUUUUUACAAGGUUCUUGCAUUUUUUUGUGGUUUAUAUGGAUUAUAUAUUAAAUUAUAAGAAAGACAAUUUUUAUACAAUAAUUAUGUCAAUGAUUUUUGAAAAAGAUCUUUAUUUUAAAGAAAAAAUGAUAGGAAUUUUGUUUUCUUGCCAAUUAAAGUAGAUUUGUAUAUUUUUGAACAGUUGUAUGUUUACCAUUUGCUUAAUACAUGUAUAUUUUGCUUUGAAUAGACUAUUGUGUCCUUUAAUAUAUAAUAAGCUUUAGAAAACCCAGCUCGUGUAUACAUAAUGUGCAUCACACAUAGGAGAAGUCAAUUAUUCCACAUUUGGCAAACAAGGUUAUCAACUCUUCAUAUAUUAGUCUGAGCUCCAUGAUCACUUGUUAAAAAAAACCUAAAUCUUCCUCUCAAGAUCAGUCUCUUGAAAGGGAGGUUUUAAAUCUCACUCUUUAGCAAAUCUAUGUUUUCCUAUUAGUAGUAAUACUAUAUAUAUACAAAUACAAAUAAAAAAAAGUUUAUUUACAUAACAUAAGAGUAACCAUUGUAUCUAACAUGUUGUUUUGGUUAUUUAACUCACUCAUAUGAUUGUGGUUUUUUUUAUGCUGGUUGUAACAUAUUUUUUUUUAUUAUAAAUUAAUGAGUUAGUGUAGAAUUCAUUUUAGAAAAGUUUUGUCAAACUCAGACUUGAUCAUUUCAAGAAAAAGAAAAAGAAAUAAACUUUGUGUGUGCAAUAUCUCAUAUUGUUGCUAGACUUUACAUCCAACUUUGUCCUGUCACCAUGCAUGUCACACUUUUAACUGAAAAUUGAAAUAAAAAAUCUUUCCUUUAUUUUUGUUAACUUUCUAAAUCACAAAUAGACGCCACUUUGGAUAAUGAAAUUACAAAAGGGGGGAUGUUUUGAAAUUAUAUGCUAUCAUCAUUGAGUCAUUCCACUAAAUCUAGUCACAUUUUUCUUUUUAAACAUUGAUUUAUGGUAAAGAUAAAAUUCAAUGUUAGACACUCAACAGCAUUUGUGCAGAUUAUAUGAUAUUCAAUGGUUAGUAUUUAGUGUGUGGAAGGAUUUAUCUUUCAAUUUUCAAUAUGAGUUGGGGAUGGGGGGGGGGGGGGGGGGGGGGGGGUGGAGGAUGUUAUGAGAGUUACCACACCGAAUGUAGAGAGGAGAAAUUUUAUAUAACUAGAUCGAAUUGUUAAUUAUACAUACCUGAAAAGUAUUUUGUAUUUCAUAUGGUUUUUAAUAAAUGAAAACAAACCAGAAA
Molecule: messenger RNA, 1906 nt
Organism: Mytilus trossulus (common blue mussel)
Lineage: Eukaryota; Metazoa; Mollusca; Bivalvia; Mytilida; Mytilidae
Product: CDGSH iron-sulfur domain-containing protein 2 homolog B-like
Exons: 3
Coding region: 91-489 (132 amino acids)
Biological process (GO): regulation of autophagy
Cellular component (GO): intracellular membrane-bounded organelle; mitochondrial outer membrane
Molecular function (GO): 2 iron, 2 sulfur cluster binding
Source: RefSeq, a predicted model, not a curated record